Messenger RNA from Salvia miltiorrhiza (redroot sage), 1671 nucleotides. RefSeq names its product phosphoenolpyruvate/phosphate translocator 2, chloroplastic. Gene Ontology annotation, cellular component: Golgi apparatus; membrane. Bases 195 to 1415 code for a protein of 406 amino acids. Gene Ontology annotation, biological process: transmembrane transport. NCBI's taxonomy places the organism in Eukaryota, Viridiplantae, Streptophyta, Magnoliopsida, Lamiales, Lamiaceae. The record is from RefSeq and is a predicted model, not a curated record. The transcript is spliced from 9 exons. Gene Ontology annotation, molecular function: antiporter activity.
AUAUUGAAAUUUAAUCCUUCGUCCCAAAACUAGCAAGUGUAGAGAAUAGCAGCUCCAUAAAGUGAAGCCCACAAAAUAACUGAAUUGAGUGUCACGAGUUUGAAACCACACGUGAUUUAUGGAGGCUAUUUUUUGGUAGCAGCAACAAAAUCUGACCCCCACAAAAAACAUGCCUCCAAUUGAAUUGAAGCUGCAUGAAUAAUCCUCACAAGGCUUCAAAAACACACAACAUGGCAACUAAUUAUGCAUUGGCUCUCUCAACUCCGAAGCCAUUCAUCACUUGCCUCAAGCAAUCAUCAUUUCAUUGCAGAUUAGCGGCAAUCAAUAAUAUUCCAAAAUCUUGUGACCAGAAACAUGUCAUUUUUUCAAAUCCAAACUCGAAUUUCAGCAGCAGAAACCUCGUACACAGCAGCAGGAGAUUGUCCGAUUUCAAGCUCAGAUCGGCAGCUCUUCCAGAGAGUCGAAGCGAGCGGGCGAAAGCCGACAAAUUGCUCAGGACAUUGCAGCUUGCAGCCAUGUUUGCUGUCUGGUAUUUGUUGAAUAUAUACUUCAACAUCUUCAAUAAACAGGUGUUGAAGGUUUACCACUUUCCGGCAACAUUAACGGCCUUUCAGUUCGGUUGUGGGACAGUUAUUAUACUUCUAAUGUGGGGCUUCAAUCUUUACCCUAAACCCAAAAUCAACAAGUCCCAGUUCCUACAAAUAUUUCUACUUGCUGUGGGGCACACCUUAGGAAACCUUUUAACGAACAUCAGUUUAGGGAAAGUGGCAGUUUCAUUCACACACACCAUCAAGGCAAUGGAGCCCUUCUUCACUGUCUUGCUCUCUGUCCUUUUCUUCGGUGAGAGGCCCUCUCCGUGGGUUGUUUCUUCUCUCGUUCCCAUCGUUGGUGGUGUGGCAUUGGCAUCAUGCACUGAAGUCUCCUUCAACUGGAUAGGUUUUGGCACUGCAAUGGCUUCCAAUGUCACCAACCAGACGCGUAACGUGUUUAGCAAAAAACUAAUGCGCAAGAACGAGGAAGGCUUGGAUAACGUCAAUCUCUUCUCCAUCAUAACAAUCAUAUCGUUCUUGUUUCUUCUACCUGCUGCCAUUAUCAUGGAAGGUGUCAAGUUCGGCCCUUCAUACUUCCAAUAUGCUGCAAGUGAAGGUUUGAAUGUGAAGGAGUUGUGUGUGAGAGCUCUUCUAUCUGGUUUGUGCUUCCAUUCUUACCAGCAGGUUUCUUACUAUAUACUAGGAAUGGUGAAUCCGGUGACACACGCAGUCGGAAACAGUGUGAAGAGAGUGGCGGUGAUCGUGUCCUCAGUCAUCUUCUUCCGAACACCUGUCUCACUCGUAAAUUCUUUAGGAACUGCUUUGGCUCUCGCCGGAGUCUUCUUGUAUUCCAGAGCAAAGAAGAUGAAGCCAAAAGCUGCUUAAAUUGAAGAUAUUGAUAGAAAGUAUCAAUAGAUUCCAGAUGAUGAUGAACAGACCACAAAUAAAACUGCAAGAUUUGGUUGCAGGCUCAAUUUUCGCCGGCAGUUCGUGACAUUCCCACUAGGGUUCAUACUCAUUAAAGAAUAACACAAUCCAAAUAGAUAUAUAGGCUAUAUAUCUUUUUUACUUGUGUACAUAAUCUAAUGUGUACAUGCAUACAAAAACAUAAUAUCAGUAAUAAAAUACCAAUCAUUAGAUA